Molecule: messenger RNA, 5691 nt
Organism: Oryctolagus cuniculus (rabbit)
Lineage: Eukaryota; Metazoa; Chordata; Mammalia; Lagomorpha; Leporidae
Source: RefSeq, a predicted model, not a curated record
GGACGCCACGGGGCAAGGCAGGGCCUGGUCUCCAUGCUUACCGCAGUGGAAGCCGUUAAGGUAGGGCUGUCGGGGCCCCAGGGGGCCUGGCUCCCAAGCUCAGGGUCACCCCCACACCACAGGGACUCUCCCCAGGUCUCCCAGGCCCUGCUUCCUUAGCCUCCAGGCAGCUGGGUACCAAGAAGCCCUUGCUGUUCUAACAAAGGACAGACAGAUGGGCUCUGGCUGGGCCUCCCCGGACCCAAGUGGUCACCAACACCACUUCCACAGCCACCAGAGCUGGCCUGGCUUCCUUACAGGCCGAGGAGGUGGCGAUGGUGGCGGCAGCAGGCACCCUCCCUUUGUCUUGGGAGCAGCAGGUGCCCAGCACACAGGGAAGCCAAUCCGGGACUCUGCCUGUCUGCGAGCCUGAGCAGCCUCCCGCAGGCCUGCGUGUGGAGGGCACGCUGGGCUUGGGUGGGGGUAUACAGAAUGCCCAGGGCACCACGAGCCCAGGGAUAGCAGCAGCCAGGGAGUGAGCGCUUACUGUGUGCAGGUCCCGGGCUGGGCCUGCCCAGCCAUCCAAGGAUGCUGUACCGGGAUCUGCAGUUACCAGGAGGGUGCUGGCGGAAGGGGGCCUCCGCUCGGACCUCGCUCCCUCCCACACCGUGCUUAUCACCAGCGAGCUGACGGGACUUGGACGAGGGCCUCUUACCUUCGCCUUUCUCCCCCAGCGUCCACACCACUAUGGCCGAGCCCCUCCCUAAGGCCGAGCUCCUGCCCCCGCUGCCCUGGGAGCCCCCAGGGGACCAGAGCAGCAUCCGGGACCCACCUGUCGUCCCUGCAGAGCGGCAGCCACAGGAUGGCGCGACCAUCAGCCUGGACCCUGGGCCCUGGAGGUUCCUGGAGGUGCCCUCCAUACACGUCACGCCAUCCAGUGACGGGGAGUCGCCCCCCUGCACGCCGGCCCCGCGACGCUCGGGGCGGCUGAGCAGCUCGGACCUGGACAGCCUGUCCCAGGACAGCACCACCCCCCACUCAGGCCGGAGCACCCCAAGCAGUUCUCCAUCUCUGCGGAAGCGCCUGCAGCUCCUGCCCCCGAGUCGGCCGCCGCCCGAGCCCGAAGCAGGCACCAUGGUGGAGAAGGGGUCGGACAGCUCCUCGGAGAAGGGCGGAGUGCCCGGGACCCCCAGCACCCAGAGCCUGGGCAGCCGGAACUUCAUCCGCAACAGCAAGAAGAUGCAGAGCUGGUACAGUAUGCUGAGCCCCACCUACAAGCAGCGCAACGAGGACUUCCGGAAACUGUUCAGCAAGCUGCCGGAGGCCGAGCGCCUCAUCGUGGAUUACUCCUGCGCCCUGCAGCGCGAGAUCCUCCUCCAGGGCCGCCUCUAUCUCUCUGAGAACUGGAUCUGCUUCUACAGCAACAUCUUCCGCUGGGAGACCACGAUUUCCAUCCAGCUGAAGGAGGUGACGUGUCUGAAGAAGGAGAAGACGGCCAAGCUGAUCCCCAACGCCAUCCAGAUCUGUACGGAGAGCGAGAAGCAUUUCUUCACCUCCUUUGGGGCCCGGGACCGCUGCUUCCUCCUCAUCUUCCGCCUCUGGCAGAACGCGCUUCUGGAAAAGACGCUGAGUCCCCGCGAGCUCUGGCACCUGGUGCAUCAGUGCUACGGCUCGGAGCUGGGCCUCACCAGCGAGGACGAGGACUACGUCUGCCCCUUGCAGCUGAACGGUCUCGGCAGCCCCAAGGAGGUGGGAGAUGUGAUUGCCCUGAGCGACAUCGCCCCGACCACAGGGGCUGCUGACCGCAGCCAGGAACCAAGCCCUGUGGGUUCGCGCCGAGGCCGCGUCACCCCCAACCUUUCCCACGCCAGCAGCGAUGCCGAUCAUGGGGCAGAGGAGGACAAGGAAGAGCCGACGGACAGCCAGCCAGACGCCCCGUCCAGCCAGACUGCCACUCCGCUGGCGGAACCCCCGAGCACAGAGCCCACCCCGCCCAACGGGCCUGCCUCCCUGGGCCCCUUGGACCUGCUGCCCAGUGAGGAGCUCCUGACGGACACCAGUAACUCCUCCUCAUCCACCGGGGAGGAAGCCGACCUGGCCGCCCUGCUGCCCGACCUCUCGGGCCGGCUCCUCAUCAACUCCGUCUUCCACGUGGGUGCUGAGCGGCUGCAGCAGAUGCUGUUCUCAGACUCGCGCUUUCUCCAGGGCUUCCUGCAGCAGUGCAAGUUCACAGACGUGACCCUGAGCCCCUGGAGCGGGGACAGCAAGUGCCACCAGCGCCGGGUGCUGACUUACACCAUCCCCAUCAGCAACCCGCUGGGCCCCAAGAGCGCCUCUGUGGUGGAGACACAGACGCUGUUCCGGCGCGGCCCGCAGGCUGGCGGCUGUGUGGUGGACUCAGAGGUGCUAACUCACGGCAUCCCCUACCAGGACUACUUCCACACCGCCCAUCGCUACUGCAUCCUGGGCCUGGCCCGGAACAAGGCCCGGCUCCGAUUCCUUGAGUUGCUGCCACAAAUUCCCGUCUUCACCAGUGAGCAGAGCAUGGCCUCUGCAGUCACUGUCACCAGUGCAGCCAGAAUCUGUGGACUCGGCCAAGGGUGAUUUGGAAAAGGACCGAAGCUGCCUCUCCCUGCGUCACUUUAUGUCACGGUGUCAUUUAUUCUCCAAUUCAGUGAGGACAGAUCCGUGCAGGAACCAUCACCGGUGCCAAACUGAAGAUACAGCCAACGCAGGAGGGACCUGAGGUUCACCAGGAAGUCAGCUGGGAGAUCAUGAGUCAUGUUUACACGUUCCCCAGAUGUCCUGGGUGCUGGCAUUACGCAGGUCUGUGAAGUUCCGCGGGUGAGAGUAACAGCACAGAGGACAUUCCCGUUCCCCUCAGCACCUGUGAGUUUACCUUCAGCUUCAGAUGAACACAGUAUCUUAUACACAACAGGCUCCUCCCUCCAGUGGCUGGAUCUCUGAAAAAAGACUAAAAUCCAUUCAAAUGCAAUAAUAAAAAAAAUGUAGUGUCAUCAUUCAAACAGAAAAGGACGCAUAUUAAAAAUACAAGGCGGGGCCGGCACUGUGGUGCAGUGGGCUAAGCCACAGCCUGCAGGGCCAGCAUCCCAUAUGGGUGCCAGUUCUAGACCUAGCUGCUCCACUUCUGAUCCAGCUCCCUACUGAUGUGCCUGGGAAAACUCCAGAAGAUGGCCCAAGUCCUUGGGCCCCGCACCCAUGCAGGAGACGUGGAAGAAGAUCCUGGCUCCUGGCUUCGGAUCAGUUUAGCUCCAGUUGUUGUGGCCAUUUGAGGAGUGAACCAGCGGAUGGAAGAUCUCUCUCUCUCUCUCUCUUUCUCUCUCUCUUUCUCUCUGCCUCUCUGUAACUCUUUCAAAUAAGUAAAUCUUUUUUUUUUAAAUAUUCCUUCUUGCAUGAAGAAGUCUAUAUUAAAUCCUUCAACUGAUUGGAUAUGGCCCACCCCAAAUCAUAAAGGCUAAUGUGCUUUACUCAAAGACCAUUGAUUUCAACGUUAAUCUUAUCCGAAAAAUGCCUUUGCAGAAGCAGCCAAAAUAUUAUCUGGCCAAUUACAAAAUCAACAUGAAGGGAGCAGGCAGCAAGCCCUCUCCCUGUAGUUUCCAGGUUAACGGAGUUCAGAGGGAGAUGAGCAGUCUACACGUGCACAGCCGCUGUACCUGGGAAAGCCUGCAGAACACAGCGGAUGGACACGCGUGCAGAGCUGGGAAUCAAUUCCAAGGCCAAAGCCUGCUGCUACCAUCAAGCAGAAUCCUAUUCCGUCCCCAAAUGUUAUUGAGCUGACAACAGGAGACAGUGUGAUGUGGGCUUAAUAAAAGCUGGGUUGGAAGGCAAAGUGAAUCUUACAUUUGCCUGAAUUCGGCUUUACUGCUACAUAAACAAAAAGAACUACGCCGUAAAAGCUCCAGGCAAUUCAGAGAAAUGUUACUGGAAAAGUAAUCAAGAAGAGUAAAAAUCCUGUAAUGCAUGGUAGGACAGAAAGAUACAUGUCUUUUAAAUUUAGGUAAUAGUUGUUUAAUUAGCCUGAUUGUAUUUAUUUUCUUUUUCAAAGAAAAUCUUUUUUUUAAUAUUUUUCAUUUAUUCAUUUGAGAGGUAGAGUUACAGAGAGAGGGAGAGACAGAGAAAGGGCUUCCAUCUGCUGGUUCACUCCCCAGAUGGCCGCAAUGGCUGGAGCUGAACUGAUCCAAAGCCAGGAGCCAGGAGCUUCUUCCGGGUCUCCCACAUGGGUACAGGGGCCCAAGGAGUUGGGCCAUCUUCUACUGCUUUCCCAGGCCAUAGCAGAGAGCUGGAUCAGAAGUGGAGCAGCCAGGAUUCAAACAGGUGUCCAUAUGAGAUGCCAGCGCCAGCCCCUCAAGAAAAAUCUUAAGACUACACAACACUAUAGCCUAUAAUUGUAUUUUUAUUUUUUAAAGAUUUAUUUAUUUACUUGAAAGUCAGAAUUAUACAGAGAGCAAAGGAGAGGCAGAGAGAGAGAGAGAGAGAGAGAGAAAGGUCUUCCAUCCGCUGGUUCACUCCCCAGUUGGCCACAAUGGCCGGAGCCACGCUGAUCUGAAGCCAGGAGCCAGGAGCUUCUUCCAGGUCUCCCACGUGGGUGCAGGGGCCCAAGGACUUGGGCCAUCUUCCUCUGCUUUCCCUAGCAGUGAGCUGGAUUGGAAGUGGAGCAGCCGGGACUAGAACCGGCGUCCAUAUGGGAUGCCGGCACUUCAGGCUAGGGCGUUAACCCGCUACGCCACAGCGUCGGCCCCUAGCCUAUAAUUUUAAUAUCUAAUAAAAAUUAAAUCGCUUUAUCAGAGGGCGGCUACAUUUCCCUCACAUGUUUAGUCUAUUAUUAGCAAUACCAGGUUACUUUACGCCUAUUAAUAUUUUAUUGAAUAAUAUAAGUUAUUUUGAAUAGCUACCAUAUUUUCACGUUAACGUCAGGACACAUUUUAGUACCUAUUACAGGAUUUUUCGUUAUCUCCCAGCUCCGGGUUCCACGGCCAGCGCUACCGGCGCUCCUGCGCCUGCGCACUCCCAGUCCCCGGGGCGCCGGGUGGGCAGUCCUUGCGCGGCCGUUUUACGCCUCUGGACUACAUUUCCCAAAGGCCACUGAGGCCAGGCCAAUUUAGCUUGGACUACAUUUCCCAGAGGCCACCGGGGACAACUAGGACCCCGGAUCCCACUGCCAGUUUUUCGUUACUGUAGCCGGGCAGCGAACUUAGGCUAAGGCAGUGCGUGUUCUCUGGGGAAGGGCUUUGCGGACUCCGACCAACCCCACGGGGUAACCAGGGCUGGAGUGAAGAAGACAACAAUAAUGGGAGGAACUGGGGGACCUCUGCGGACGUGCGCCGGCGCGGGACCCGGACCCCAACAGGCGGCGAGCGCGAGGGCAGGGAGGCUCCGUGGGCUCUGGCGGGGUCUCAGGCGCGGGGGUCGUUGCGUGCGCUCGUGCGCGUGCCCGCGAGGACUGGGUGCCCCUGCGUCCGUUAGCUGUGGAGGUGCCGCCGUGACCUAGGCCUCGGGCUCGGCUUCCAGCCGCCGCGCGGGUCCGCACCGGGCAGUGGGCCCGCGCCAGGGCGGUUACCAAGCCUUCCGGUGAUGUUCUCCCGCAGGAGACGCAGAACUACGAUUGCACGAGUUCUCUGUCGUGUGUGUGUGUGUUUAUCCAGUCACUCCUGUAUUUGAGAGAGCGAGGGAGACAGACAGGUCCCCCUUCCG